Molecule: messenger RNA, 714 nt
Organism: Auanema sp. JU1783
Lineage: Eukaryota; Metazoa; Nematoda; Chromadorea; Rhabditida; Rhabditidae
Source: the annotation of a GenBank genome assembly
AUGUCUUCUUCGGCUCGAUUAACUCUCUGGCUUCGGUGUGGAGUUGAUGGCGUUCGACCAUGUGGGGACCCAUCCUCACAUUAUCUAUUUAUGCUUUUACUUUUGAAAGCAAAAACUGAUCCUCGUUUAAAAUUCGAUGUUCGAACUUUGAACGAGUCCAAACCACCCCCAGAAUUCCGUGAGACUGGUGCUCGGCGCGCUCCUGCUUUACAAGUCUCUGAGGAAACAGCAUUCUCUCACGAGGAUGACAUUUUGGAAGAAAUAGAUUGUUAUGAGCCAACAAAAUGCUCAGACGAGGACGCAGAAAACGCAAUCGCUGAUCUCUUCCGCAGCUUUGCAUUUUAUAUUAAAGAUGUUAAAGACAGUAAAGGUUUAUCAACGGAACUCUACAGAUUGGAUGAAUAUCUUUCCGCUAAUGAGCAUAAAUUUCUUAGUGGCGACGAGGUGACAUCAUUGGAUUGUCUUUUACUUCCUCGUUUACACUCCAUCAGAAUAGCUGCAAAGGCUUUGAAAGAUUACGAUUUUCCCAGUGAUUUGACCCACGUAAAACGAUACUUGAACAAUGGUUAUCAGCUCGACAUGUUCCGAACCAGCUGCCCAUGUGAUCAGGAAAUAAUAUUGCAUUGGAUUGACCGGCCAGGUACUACACCAAUCUGUUCAGCAAAACGAUCUCAGAUAUCUCGUCAAGAACCUAAGUAUUCAUUUUCCAUUUAA